Molecule: messenger RNA, 3004 nt
Organism: Lethenteron reissneri (Far Eastern brook lamprey)
Lineage: Eukaryota; Metazoa; Chordata; Hyperoartia; Petromyzontiformes; Petromyzontidae
Product: metallophosphoesterase MPPED2-like
Molecular function (GO): hydrolase activity
Source: RefSeq, a predicted model, not a curated record
CCUUCGAGACCCAAGACGGUGCGCGGGAUGGCGUACAGCCGGGCCGAGCUUGGCGCCAUACAGGCGGGUGACGGCGAGGUGGAGGUGGAUGAGUACAGCUCCAACCCGACGCAGGCGUUCACCUACUACAACAUCAACCAGAGCCGCUUCCAGCCCCCCAACGUGCACAUGGUGGACCCGAUCCAGUUUGACACGCCCAAGCCCCCGGGUCACACGCGCUUUGUGUGCGUCUCCGACACCCACUCGCGCACCGACGGCCUGCAGAUGCCGUACGGCGAUGUCCUCCUGCACGCCGGUGACUUCACCGAGCUCGGCCUGCCCAGCGAGCUGCGCAAAUUCAACGAGUGGCUCGGCAGCUUGCCGUACGAGUACAAGGUGGUGAUCGCUGGCAACCACGAGCUGACCUUCGACAAGAACUUCAUGGCCGACCUCAUCAAGCAGGACUACUACCGCUUCCCGUCGGUGACCAAGCUGAAGCCGGAAGACUACGACAACGUGCAGGGGCUGCUCACCAACUGCAUCUACCUGCAGGAUUCGGAGGUCACGGUCAAGGGCUUCCGCAUCUACGGCUCGCCCUGGACCCCGUGGUAUUAUGGCUGGGGCUUUAACCUGCAGCGGGGACAGCCGCUCCUCGACAAGUGGAACCUGAUCCCCGAGGGAAUCGAUGUGCUCAUGACGCACGGUCCUCCCCUGGGGUUCCGGGACUGGGUCCCGAAGGUGCUGCAGAGGGCGGGGUGCGUGGAGCUGCUCAACACUGUGCAGAAGCGCGUACAGCCCAAGCUGCACGUCUUCGGGCACAUACACGAGGGUUACGGCAUCAUGACGGACAGUUGUACGACAUACGUGAACGCAUCGCUGUGCACAGUGAGCUUCCAGCCAACGAAUCCGCCGAUAGUCAUAGACCUGCCAAAUCCCAGCAGGUCUUAGUCCCCCCACCCUCGCUGCUGCCCCGGGACAUUAAACAGCUGAAUGGGGUUGCGCAGGACAUCGUGUUCAUUCGAUCCUCAAUUUUUCCACCAUUUGCCCCCUGAAGGGCAAUGCCAAGGCCCUGCCAACACUUGCUGCAAAGGGGAUGUUUAUUGUCGAAGCGACGGGUCUGUUCAGAAAUGUUUUCUCGACUACCAAGAGCUUUUUUUUUAUUGUGAACUUUUUUUCUCUGUCUCUCUCUCUCUCCCGUGCCCCCCCUCCCACCAUCCCUGCAAAUUUCAAUGCUUUGUCGUCGCAUUUUUUUUCAAAUAUGCAUAGUGAUAAGAGUAAAUGGAUUCGUGCACAAUUUGUGAUUGUACAGUGCUUAAGUCGUGAAAAGAAAUAUUUUAGAAUUAAAAAAGGGGGAGCGCGUGGCGAGGGAUGGUGAGAGAUGAGGGUUGCCGUUUUUGUAUUUUCUAUUCGAUGUGGAUGAACUUAUUGGAGCGAAGCGUCAGCAGUGGACGAAGACAAAUCUCUCGCACUGAAUACAUUUUUAAAUAUACAUAUUUUGCAAAUAGCUUUUUUUCUCGUUUUAGAUAACGUGAUAGUGUUAGAGGCCUUGGAGUUUUAAGUGCAGCUGCCAACAUUGAUUUUUCGUGAAAGUUUUAGUGGUAACAUUUUACCUUUACGAUUUUGAUUCAAGUUAACCUCGUAGAUUUUUGUCUGGGGGAAUAUUUUGUGUGCAAGGCUUCGCUGAAAGGAUUUAAGCGGUUGAGAUCCAGUGCCAAUAGAACUUAGCUGUUUUUUUUCUUCACCCUCCCCCCCUUGUCUGUGCUCUUGGUGCUAUUAUUGUUAUUAUGUGCAUUCUGGAUUUAUCCACGCUGGGGUAUUUUUUUUUAACAGGGGUCUCACUGGUUGAAAAGAAACAUCCGUAGCAAUUCAAUUCAGCAGCACAACUCCAUGGAAUCUCUCAGCCUUGCCGAUACCCCUCUGACGCGCGUCUUGACGUCGUACCGUGUGCCCUUUGGCACGAUGUCCGACGUUUCAUUCCACAUGCUGGUGGAAACCUCCCAACGAACGCUGCUGCCCAGCACGUUGGAGCGAUAAAAUUUAACAUCACGCGGCGCGCCUGGCGAAACGCGUCGGAGCGCUGAGCAGCAGAGAACGCUUUGAAAGAUUUAAAUGUAUGCAUCGCAUUUAGAUUGUGGGUGGGGGGAAGCCAUGUCACAUUAAUCAAUUACAUUUUUAUGGUACAGGGGAAUCGAUACAGGCAGAGUAUCGAUAAUUUAAUUGUGGGCGUCCCUGUGCAGUUUGGUUGUGCGUCGCAUGUAACAAAAAUUAUUUAGAAAAUCCCAAACAGGGUGGAUUAGAUUCAUUAUUCUAAUUAAAUUUUGCAUUAAAACAACGUCAGUGUGUGACCCCCCCCCCCCCCCCGCGACUCGAAUGAAAGGUAGUUGUACUAUUUAUAUACUGUAAAGGUCUGAGGUAUGGUUUAGUUGUGAGCAAACAAUCAUAGUGUGUGAAACAUUUUUAUAAGGAUGAUUUUUGUUUUGCACUGUUCAUGGCAACAAUCUGCUCUUAUACCAGAUGUAAUUUACGUAAAAAAAAAUAUUCAGUGUCAACCAAGUUAUAGGUCGUAAAUACUCGCGCUAUAUAUACACUUGUUUCAAACACCGUGUGUGGCAUCGCAGAUACAUGUACAUAAAAUUUGGUUUUCAAUUAAAUAUUGUGCAUUUUUGUAGCAUUUUACCUGCGUGUGGAGGCAACGCUAAAGUUUGGCAAUAUUGUACUUUGUGCCAGCAAAAUUUAAGGUGUUGAGCAAUUAAAAAAUUACAAUACCCUACUGCCUAAACAUGACUAAAAUAAUCAUUUUUUAAAAGCAUUUGGAAUUAAUUUGACAGUGUGGCUGCUGUUUGUAUUUUUUUUAAACUAUUGAUCGCUGUUCCUGUUUGUGAAACUUACAUUGCUUGUAAGGCCACUUGUAAUACGUCCUAAUUUAAUCAAACCAAUUGCUUUGUUGUUAUUUUUGUUUUAACUUAUUUCAUUUUUUUCAUUUUGUUAUUUAUCUUCAUAUGAAUACCAAUAAAGCAAGUUUAUU